Messenger RNA from Phascolarctos cinereus (koala), 668 nucleotides. The record is from RefSeq and is a predicted model, not a curated record. Lineage: Eukaryota; Metazoa; Chordata; Mammalia; Diprotodontia; Phascolarctidae.
AUGAGCGCUCGGGAGCAGAAAACCGUCAGGCUGAGAUCCACAGAGAUGCGCGCGCUCUCGUUGAGAUCGGCCAACACGGGGAACAUACUCUGCUUGAUGAUGUUCACCAUCAUUACGACGCAGCUCAUGUCCUUCAAGGAAGCAGUGCAGUGUGGGAUGGGACAGUACAAUGUAGAUGGAGUGUGCUGUUACCCUUGCCAUGCAGGUUAUAAAGUUAAUGGGACAUGCAGUAUAAUGACAGGCACCACAUGUGUGCCUUGUGAUCCCGGGACCUACACAGCACACCAGAAUGGCCUGAAGAAAUGUUUCCAGUGUAAAGGUUGUGAUUCCGAAUCUGGCUUCCGGACCAAAUGGGAACGUUCAUCUACAUUGAACACGUUGUGUGGCUGCUCUCCAGGGUAUUUCUGCACCAACAUAAAAGAUGAUGACUGUGAGAGGUGUAUGGCUCACAGAGUCUGCACCCCUGGCCAAUACAUUAAGUCUACAGGCACAGAGAGAAACAACAACAUCUGUGAAGAGUGCCAGGCAGGGGCAUUUUCCCCCAAUGGGACCCUUACACAGUGUCUGCCGUGAACCAAUUGUACUUCCCAGGGUUUAUUUGAAGAAAAGCCAGGCACUGAAACCAUGGACGCAUUGUGCUCAAUGCAGAGUAACCCUCCACUCGGAUU